This is a messenger RNA of Monoraphidium neglectum, 1041 nucleotides long. RefSeq lists its product as hypothetical. NCBI's taxonomy places the organism in Eukaryota, Viridiplantae, Chlorophyta, Chlorophyceae, Sphaeropleales, Selenastraceae. The record is from RefSeq and is a predicted model, not a curated record. The coding region runs from base 1 to 1041 and encodes 346 amino acids. The transcript is spliced from 2 exons.
AUGGCCCAAGGCCAGACAAGCCUUCAGGGCAGCGGGCGCGUCAAUGGCAGGUCGGCAGUCCCGCGUCGCCCACGCGUGGCCGCCCCAGCCUCAGAUUCGACGCUUGCGCCUUGGCAGCGCCGGGACCAGUGUGCCCGCCGCCCGGUUGCGCGGUGCCCGGCUGCCGUGAGUAGCUGGCGCUCGCUCGCGCCAGGCGAGGAGGCCUGCCGCGCUGAAUCUGCCGCUGGCCCCAGCGGCGCAGACGCAUUCGCCGCGCCAGAGGGCAGCAAGUUUGACCGCAUCCUGCGCUUUGUGGAGCAGCACGAUUUGGCAGGCACCUGCUCGUCCUCUGUGGCCGGCUUGGAGGCGAACAGCGCGGCGCCGCAGUGGCACAACUCAUACGAUGAGGAGGCGGAGGAGGGCGACGAGGCGCUGCCCGCUGCUGGCCCCGCCGCCGCUGCGUACGAAGCUGCGCAGCUGGCGCUCGCGGCCGCGUCGCUCUCGGGCGCGGACGUGUAUGCCGUGGCGCCCGCCUGCAGCGUGGCGUUCUUGUACCCCAGCGAUGCACGCGCCGCGGCAGCUGCGCGGCCUGCCGUGCCCGGCGCCGUUGGCACCAUGGCGUACUUUAUGAGCAAGCCUAUUGAUCAGUCAUAUGACGAGGAGGCGGAGGGCUGCUACGAGGCGGCCUCCGCUGAGGCCGCCGCGCUGCGCACCUCGCAGCUCGCGUCGUUCAUGGAGCGCCGCGCCGAGUCGCGCGCCGCGUCGCGCGCGCGCCGCGCGGCGCUGCGCAGCUCGCCGGGCGACCUGGAGGCCAUGGCUGCUUGGGUGGACGAUGCGGCGGCAGCCAAGGCGGCGGAGGCAGCCAAGCGCGCCGCUGCGCGCAUACCGGCGUCGCGGUACCCCAACCUGCAGGCCUUCCUGGCGGCGCGCGCGGGCGCGCUGGACGCCGUGGAGGCUGUGAUCGACACACUGCAGCGCGAGCGGGGGCUGCAGGCGCGGUCCAACCAGGCGUGGCAGUACACAUGGGACGAGGAGGUCCACGGGGCGCUCAGCAGCAUGUGA